AUGGACCACGAAAAGAAUAUCACGCAGGGCUCUCUAAAUACGCGUGACCGAGACACCGGGGCAAUAUCCCAAGUAGAGGCGUUUCUAUCGAGAGCUCCCCAAGACCCUCCACGAGACCAUAAAUACGACUUCCAAUCCAACAACCCGUUCACAGGGAGCUGGCGAGCUUUCGAAGAAGGCAUGGCUAUCCUUCAGAAAGAGGAGAACUUAGCAUUCGCUACACUCGCCUUCGAAGCAGCAUGUCAGAAAGAUCCACUUAACGUGGAGGCAUGGAAGAUGCUCGGCUCGACCCAAGCUGAGAAUGAGAACGACGAAGCAGCCAUGAAUGCUUUCGAGGAUGCCCUGGAGCUUGACCCUACCAACGGCGACGCACUUCUAGGCCUUGCGAUCUCUUAUAUCAACGGAGGCCACCAGCAAAAAGCCUACACAGUCCUCGAAAACUGGCUAACCUCAAAAUACCCUCAAAUUACUGCCCCCUCCGUUUCCCCCUCGGACCCCCACACCCGAUUGAUUUCACUCUACCUCUCCGCCGCCCUCCUCUACCCCUCCGGACCCCAACUUGACCCUGGCGUCCAAAUCGGCCUCGGCAUGCUCUUCUUCAGCACAUCACACUACUCCGAAUCCCUUGACUGCUUCUCUACCGCACUUUCCCUGACGCUCACCUCCCCUACUUCUACUACUGUAGGCUUCCAGAACUCAAAUUCCCAGUGCCAGCCUCACCUGCUCUACAACCGCAUAGGCGCGUCACUCGCAAAACUAAGGCGGUACGACGAAGCGGUAGAAGCGUACGAGAUGGCGCUGGUGGCGAGGCCAAAUUUCGUGAAGGCGAGGUAUAAUAUGGCGGUGGUGGCCUUUGCGAGGGGGGAGUAUGAGGAGUGUGCGAGGCAGGCGGUGAGGGCGUUGGGGGAGAGGGAGGCGGGGAGGGUGGACACGAGGGAAGGGGAAGGAAUGCGAGGGAAUGCGGUGGAGGAUGAUUUGAUGGGUGCGUUGAGGAAGGCGUUGGCGAAUAUGGGAAGGUGGGAUUUGAGUGAGGGUGUGAGAUCGGGUAUGUGUCUAGGGGACUUGAGACGGGCGCUGGAUGUUUAA
Messenger RNA from Mytilinidion resinicola, 1086 nucleotides. RefSeq names its product TPR-like protein. The record is from RefSeq and is a predicted model, not a curated record. Lineage: Eukaryota; Fungi; Ascomycota; Dothideomycetes; Mytilinidiales; Mytilinidiaceae. Gene Ontology annotation, biological process: protein import into peroxisome matrix, docking. Gene Ontology annotation, molecular function: protein binding. The coding region runs from base 1 to 1086 and encodes 361 amino acids. Gene Ontology annotation, cellular component: cytosol; peroxisomal membrane. The transcript is spliced from 2 exons.